AUACUUUUUUAUUUAACAAAUACAAUAAAUUAUAAAAAUCUCUACCUCAUAGAACUUAAGAUUUUUGUUGAGGUAUGUAGUAAAUACAUAGUCAGUUACCAGUGCUCUAUAACCAACACCUUAAAAAAGCCGUAACUGUAUCUUCAGCGGCAAUGGUCUAAAGACAAAACCUUAACAAAACCGUAACUGUAUCUUCUGCACGGAGUACGAGUUUCUUGAGUAAACAUUUUCUUUCGGAUUUUUUUCUGUACCUUCAUUUGAUAUGACGGUGACAACGCGAAAGCAUGAAUCGCGCGUGUGAUGGAGUGCCCUGCUCAGCUCUCACGUAUAAAUAAGCUUCGCAACGCUUUCAAAAGCAUACACUUGUCUGGUGUACAGCAAACAUCAAGGUAGUCCAACAUGAACUUCUUCACUGUGUCGGCCAUCGCCCUGGUUGCCAUCAUUGGCUCCAUCCAGGCUGAGCAUUCGCCGCUUCCGCACUACUUCGUUCGGAAGAGCUUCCCGGAGGCUCAGGCUGAGUGCGCCGUCUACCUGCAGGUGCCGGACGAUCGCCUGCAGCGCUACAUGCGUGAAGGAUACCCGGAUGAGCCAGAGGUCCACUGUCUGGUGCUGUGCGUCCUGGAGAACCUGCGCGCAUGGGAGAACGGUACGCUCCACGAGAACGUGCUUGCUAACUACUUCGUCCCGGCCACGGAGGACUGCGACAAUGCCAAGCGUACUGAGCGUUGUCUGGUGUACCUGCCGCAGGAGUGCAACGGUGAGCCGUGCGUGCAAGCCUACCGUGCCUUCCAGUGCUACUACCAGAACUAUGGAACGCUCACCACCUGCCCCGAGUACGUCCCGAGCUACUACGGUGAGGAUCUGCAGCUGGCCUACGACCUGUUCGACAUGCUGGAUGUGUCGGAGGACACCCGCCGCAAGCUGGCUGGAGGAUGCUUCCCAAGCGGACCUGAGUCGCAGUGCUUCUUCUUCGCGUACGUGACUCGCUUCGGUGCCUGGUCCAAGGAUGCUCCGCUCCUGCACAACCUGUACACUCAGUCCCAGGAGGAUGCCUUCAAGAAGGACAACACCGACACUCAGGUCUGCCUCACCAACCUGAACAAGCUGGCCUGUCACAAGACCCGGUGCGAGCACGCCACUGACGUUUUCAGCCAGUGCUUCGGCAACACUGAUCUGUACAAGCACUUCCUGGCUGUGUUCAAGGAUGCUGCCAUGACCUACACCAGGCAGUGAAAAACAGGUCGAUUCAACGACUUGUUGCAUCGGACAAAAGAAUCAAUAAAUUGCUUAAAAUAGAAUGAAUUGAAAAACAAGCAUGUUUUUAUUA
Molecule: messenger RNA, 1327 nt
Organism: Anopheles coluzzii
Lineage: Eukaryota; Metazoa; Arthropoda; Insecta; Diptera; Culicidae
Product: general odorant-binding protein 69-like
Exons: 1
Coding region: 400-1233 (277 amino acids)
Biological process (GO): sensory perception of smell
Molecular function (GO): odorant binding
Source: RefSeq, a predicted model, not a curated record